CGCAACGUCAUUUUGAAAUUUUACCAAAACUUCAAGAUUAUCUCAGUAUCAUCCCCAUCCAAACGCCAAUUUACAUAAGGGGGGUACAAUAACUGCAAUGGGAGCAAAAGCAUCAAAACCCGCCCAAUCGGCGACGCGCAAAUUCCCCACGAGAGCACCCGGCAGCGCCGCUCCUCCACCACACGCCCGCUCCCGUCCGGCAGCGCAACGGACCCCCGAGCCGCGAGCGUCGUUUACAAAAGAUGACGCAAUCAAAGCAGACAGCGUAAACCCAAACCCAGACCCGAACCCGUUCACAGACGCCGCUUUCUCGCAACGGCUAAGACAGAUGGGCGUCGCAACGCCCAACCCGACGCUCUCCCACUCGUCCACGGCGUCGCCUCGCCCCGGCGCCCCGGACCAAGGGCCGCGGAGCCACAUAUACCCCUCGCCGGCGCAGAACCCGACGCUCAGCGCCCUCUCCGCGCGGCAGCGGCUGGAGGAGCGCGCGACGCUCGAGUUCGAGGACGUUCGCCGGGGGCGGGAGUUUCUGGACGUGGGCACGCUGAAGCAAGCGCUCGCGCUGCGGGAGCGAGGGACGCCGGCUGCUGAUAUCGAGAGGAGGUUAAGGCUUAAGAGCGGUGUUGUGGAGAGGUUGGGGCCGAGAGGGGUUACGUUGCCUUUGACUUAGGGAUAUAUAUGGGGAUAAAUACAUACGCCUGGCGAAGGAAAUAUGAGAAACGAACGAAUCAAGUUUGUUGCAUGGCAGCUUUACGAGGGCCCACG
Daldinia vernicosa is the source of this 765-nucleotide messenger RNA. RefSeq lists its product as uncharacterized. Bases 98 to 670 code for a protein of 190 amino acids. Lineage: Eukaryota; Fungi; Ascomycota; Sordariomycetes; Xylariales; Hypoxylaceae. The transcript is spliced from 2 exons. The record is from RefSeq and is a predicted model, not a curated record.